AUGGCGAAGUCGGUGGAGGAGAUUUCGACUCAGCUCGGGUUGAUGAUGAAGCAGUUCGCGGGUUUCCAGACGAUGAUGCAGAGUACCAUGGACUCGGUGGAUGCCAUUGGGACAUGGCAGGCGACCGCGGACACGGCGUUCGACGAAUUGCGCGAGCGAGCGCAGGGUAGGUCUACCUCGCUGGAAGCGGUGACCAGGCGGGUAGAGCUCGCGGCGACGCGGGUGGACUCGAUUGAGGCGCGGCUUAUGACAGCUCCUGCACCGCCACCGAUUCGGCCAGCACCGGCGUUGAGGAACAUGGACCUCAACGCGGCUCCCGGAUCGUCCUCGUGCUCACCUGCGAGGGACGGGGAGCGGGCCAAGGGCCACGGCGAGGACUGCGGCGGGAUCCUUGGACCCUGGCCGCAGGACUUCAGGAAGGGUACGCAUCCUACUCCAACCCCCGUUGAACCCCCUUUCCUGGAUGAUUCUGUUCAUACAAAUUUUCGUUCGCCUCCUUUCCCCAAAUUGGAGUUUCCGAAGUUUGACGGUGAAUUUCCUCGUUUAUGGUGGGAUGAAUACGAGAUGUUCUUUGAAGUAUAUGCUGCGCAACCCUCGUUGAAGACCCGGUUUGCCGCUCUGAACUUCAAGGGAGUCGCCAAGACGUGGUUGCAGACGAUUCAGAGGAAGGGGCGGAUUGAGGAUUGGGAGCAGUUGUGUGAAUUAGUGAUGAACCGUUUUGAUAAGAAUCAAUAUCAGUUGUUGCUCAAGCGGUUUAAUGCUCUCAGACAGACUGGGUCAGUAGAUGAUUAUCAGGAAGAGUUUGAGAAGCUGGCUCAUGGGAUCCUGUUGUACAACAACAGUUAUGAUGAUACUUAUUUUGUCACAAGAUUUGUUGCUGGCCUUAAGGAGGAAAUCCGAGCUGUCAUCACCCUGCACAGGCCCAAAGAUGUGGACACUGCUAGUGCUCUGGCCCUUUUGCAGGAGGAAGAGUUAGCUCGAGGGAAAUCAAAGUUCAGUAGCUAUCCCAAGAGUAACUUUAGGCAGUCAUAUGAUAAAUCCAAGACUCUGGAUAUUGACAGAGGCAAAGCUGAGAACUCUGUCAAGGAGGGUGAGGAUAAGUUGUCUUCCCUGAGAGAGUUGAGAAAGAAAAAUGGGUCAUGCUUCAAGUGUGGGGCAAAGUGGAGCAACAACCAUAAAUGUCCUGCUCAGGUUCCCUUGCAUGUUCUAGAAGAAAUCUUGGAUGCUCUUGAGCCUAUAGAUGACCCUGAGGAAGAGGUGUCUGUGGAAGUGGAAGAUGAGGUCAUUGCAACUGUAUCUCAGGCAACUUCUCAGGACAAUAUUAGAAGGAGAACUAUGAGAUUGUGUGGUAGCAUUGGCAAAUUGACUGUGCUCAUUCUAGUUGACUCAGACAGUGUGGGGUCUUUUAUUAGUGACAGACUGGCUGCUCAUCUGCAAAUGGCUAUAGUCUCUUGUACUCCAGUUCAGCUGAUGGCAGCUGAUAGAAGCCCAAUGGUGUGUGACCAGAAGAUUCCAAGUUUGCAGUGGACUGCUCAGGGGCAUACUUUUUUCUCCUCAGUUGGCAUCCUACCUGUCAAGUGUUUUGAUAUGAUUGUUGGGGUUGAUUGGCUUGAGGAGCAUAGCCCAAUGUGGGUUCAUUGGGGUAGAAAGCUUAUGAGGUUUACUGUAAAUGGCAAGAGAGUGCCAUUGCAAGGCUUAACUUCUGAUCUUGAGCAGUGCCAAGCUGUUUCCAGUAAAGCCUUGCAAGGUCUUCUUAAUAGACAAGCUGUUUCUCAUUGUAUUCAGUUAAGAUUGGAUGAUCAACAGUACAUGCAGCUUCAGGAGAUGGUGGACAUUGCUGUAAUUUCUGAUCAGCAGCUACAUUCUGAAGUUUAG
Miscanthus lutarioriparius is the source of this 1875-nucleotide messenger RNA. Lineage: Eukaryota; Viridiplantae; Streptophyta; Magnoliopsida; Poales; Poaceae. The record is from the annotation of a GenBank genome assembly.